This is a messenger RNA of Mycena citricolor, 486 nucleotides long. Lineage: Eukaryota; Fungi; Basidiomycota; Agaricomycetes; Agaricales; Mycenaceae. The record is from the annotation of a GenBank genome assembly.
CAGAAGCUAGGCGGAAGCCAUUACGGCUUCGUGAAACCAAAGCCUCGCGGAUUGCGUCCUGUGGCAGCACUUUCAGUAAACCCGCCGCACACGGGCCAGUGGCUUUCACUACUGGGUCCGUCUUGGGCACCCACCGAUCCUUCGCAUCUGGACAAAACUCAGUAAACCAUGGAUAAUCCGGUUCUUAUUAUCUAAAAGCCAAGGACUAAAAGCCGUGCGGUGGGCACCUUGUUGCUUGUUGGCAUGGUGAUGAGCUCACCCGGGCACGUCUGGGGUACUGACACGCUGCUCUUGAUCGCUCACUCUUGGUCAACGGAAUUGGCAUGAAUCACACCGCUCGCAUUGACGAAAGGCCACAUAAGGGCACGGCAAAAUCUCCUGCGCAUGCCUGCCUUCACUCUCCCCAGCGGGGCCGUCUUUAGCUACACCAACGGCGGGAUUCCCUCGUCCAACAAGACUAAUUAUGUUACGCUGGUGCUCAUUCAU